UGCAUCUAUGUUACGUCACGUUGUGACGCAGACAUGGCAACCGCUCAUGAAUAGUUGUGCUGUUUUAUCGUUUGUUUUCUUAGUGAUAAUAUUUCUUUAGAGAUCUUACAUGCUUAUUAGGCUUGAACUAGUUUAUUAUUUUAAGGUGACGGUUUGGUGGUUGUGUGGUCCUCUAUUAAUGGUGGAGUGAAUGAAAGGAUAAAAAUAAUGAAGUUUUGAGCGGCACAGCAGCGCGCUUUCGCGUUUGGUAUCGGGUCGCGCGCGCAUCAGUCUGGACAGCAUCGGAAAGCAUUUCAGUUUAAAUAUAUCUAUAUAUGUUGUAUAUGUUUAUUAUAUAUUGACACAUGAAGCAACGGUGACCACCUUUUGAAGGCCUAAAACUUUCAAUGAUCAGUAGAAAUGGACAAAUACAUAGCAUGUGUAUGGCCACGUCUGGAGCCCUUCCUGAUCGGGGUGCUUCCUGCCACACCCCCAAGCAAAUUCAGCAUGCAUUAUCUGCGCAAGAUGGCUUGUUAUGUUCGGACACGGGACGGCUGCUUCCCCAGGCUUGGCUGGCACAUGUGGCGACACAUCGCUUGUGGCAAACUGCAGCUGGCAGAGGAGCUUGCCUGGCUGUAUUUUGAAACUUUUGAUCUGUUGAUGCCUCGUUCUGCAGAGCAGAGAUUAGAGUGGGCAGAAGCUCUGUCCCAAUGCCACACUCCUAAGGAACUCGACAGGCAGCGUUGUAAGCUGUCAGUGGACACUCUGCAAUUUCUACUCUUCCUGUAUCUCCAGCAACUGAACCGAAUCUCUCUCCGCACGUCACUGAUUGGGGAAGAGUGGCCAAGUCCCAGAUCACGAUCUCCCUCUUCCUCCUCUGAGAGAGACACCAAAAUAAACUCCCAGAAUAAGAACUGGGACGACCAGGCUCAUCUUAGCUUCAUCCAGACACACCUGUCUGAGCUUUUGGAGUUACUAGUGGAGCCAGGCCAGCUGAGCAGUUCAGGACAGGUUCUGCGUGACAGCCAGGUCACUUCAGAGGCCCUGGAAAGCCUCAGUUUGUUGCUGGAAGGAUCUGUGAGCCAUAGCCGUACCGUGCACCCAAUCCACAAGCUCCUCAGCCGCUCGCCACUGCAGUCCCAGGCAGGAUUCUCCAAACUCAGCCGCUCCUACUCUCUGCAGCAGUUCCAGGGGUUUCUGCAUCAGGCCCUUUGCCUCAAUCCCUUCGGCAUCUCCACCUGCUCAGAGUCGGGAAAGAAACUGGCAUGGGCACUGCAAGUAGAGGGCACCCUAAAGAAAGCCAAAAUAUUCAGAAAUGCCCACAUGGCUCCUCCAGGAAGUCGACUGUUGCUCAUGUCGCAGGUUUGCAAACAGACGUUGGCCAAAGACUCUGAAAAGCUGAAUAAUGCCAACAUCAAACUCCACCGCUGCAGUGAGGCUUUCAUCUACCUUCUCUCUCCUCUGAGGUCUGUGACCUUGGAUAAAUGCAGGAACAGUACAGUGGUUCUCGGCCCGGUGGCGACCAGCGUCCACAUUCAGAGCUGUGAGAAUGUUCGUGUGGUGUGUGUGGCUGGCCGUCUGACCGUAGGCGGCUCUUCUCAUUGCACAAUCCAUGCCCUCACCCCUACACGACCCCUUCUCCUUCCUGGGAAUGUGUCUCUCACACUGGGCCCCUUCCACACACAUUAUCCCACUCUAGAGGACCACAUGGCUAGCGUGGGCCUAGCUGUGGUUCCAAACUUAUGGGACCAACCUCUGCUGUUUGGAGCCGAGGUUUCCGCUACAGACACUGGCUGCUACCGCAUCCAGCCCCCCUCUGAGUUUUACCCGCUGGUGAUACCCUUUCAAAUGGAGGGGGAUAACUGUGAGAUCCCUUGGGGCCUGCCAUCAGACUACCAGAAGGCCGUGGAGAGCCGAGAGAAGACGAUAGAAGAUUGGCAGAAGACUGUGAAGGAAGCACACCUAAACAAGGUCCAGAGGCGGCAGUUUCAGGCCUUAGUGGAGCAGAAGUUUCAUGAGUGGUUGCUUGAGACGGGACAAAGACAAGAGCUUGACAGCCUCCUCCCUCCUGCCCUCACCCCCUCCACCUCUGUGGACCACUGGCCUUCCAGCCACGCCUCCAACUCUGGACCGACUGUACUCAAAGAACAACAGCCUGAACAAGCAAUGGGACGGGCGCCAACUGUUUGCUAAAAGAACAGCUAAACAACCAAAAGCUGCUUUUGCCGUCUCUUUCCAAAAAACUGAUCAUCAGACAUCAUCGUUCUUCUGGUACAAAAUCUGUCAAUGCUGUAUCAGGUUUUGACAGGGACUUUGUGUCCUGUCACAUUAUUGACAUCUAGGAAAAUCAAUGCUGGAGUAGUUUUUAGAGUUGCUGUAUUAUUGCUGCAGGUAUCUGAUAGUUUAAGCAUUGUUACUCUUUGUUAUGAGAAACCAGUGAUUCCAGAGGUUGAUAUGCAAGAGAAUAUCAACCUAAGAGAAUCAUUAUAUAAUUAAAACAGGAAAGGGACCGAUUGCUGCCUUCAUAUGAAUUUAGAGGGAACAGGGAUGAGAUAUGUACUGUAAUUAUUGACAAGUUUGUCGAUCUCAAUUGGUACGUGGCAUAACGCAUCCACUCACUCAAGAGUUUGCAGCUAUUGCCUCCUGAAAUCUCAUGGCCAGUAGAAAUGUUUAUAUGUCUCCUUUGCUGUAUGUUCACAAUGCCUUGCACUGUAAUUGCACUAUAACUGUAUCUUCACAAUACAGAUUCCAACAAUGCUGUCACUUAAAA
Cyprinus carpio (common carp) is the source of this 2749-nucleotide messenger RNA. RefSeq names its product TBCC domain containing 1 (gene tbccd1). NCBI's taxonomy places the organism in Eukaryota, Metazoa, Chordata, Actinopteri, Cypriniformes, Cyprinidae. Gene Ontology annotation, cellular component: spindle pole centrosome. The record is from RefSeq and is a predicted model, not a curated record. Gene Ontology annotation, biological process: maintenance of Golgi location; maintenance of centrosome location.